AACGUUAAGUGGAUUGGGCAUGUGGUGCUGAUGAUAGAAUCACACGUAUGGUUAGUAUUCUGAAGUUCGUGGUAUUUGGAUUCACGAUCAAAUUUGUGUGUUUUGGAGGAUUUUUUACAACGUCGUCUCCUCCUGACAGUAACUAUUGCUUUACCUCUUUCGCUACUACUUCACCUUUGCUGUCAGUCAUGUUACUUGAAUCAGCCAAUCAGCAAGCCGAUCACGUAGCUCCGCCCCUCGACCUCCGCUCGCGCCUACCUUGGUCAGAUUUGGCAAAGUUUUUGUUUUGAAACAGCAAAAUGCCAACAUGAAUCAUAUUUUUCUUUGGCAUGACUGUACAUUGGACACAGAGGUACUCCUGUAACAAAAAUCGUAUUUCUACUUGCCUCUGCGAGAGAACGACAGGCGAUAGUUUAACCCCCUUCCCCCACCAACACAUCGAGCAGCAGCCGGUUGCAGUGUGGUGCAUCUCAUCAGGUUCUUUGUGAGCAGAGCUGAUGUCCGGAACAACGCCAGGGAAGGAACUCAGACUUUCUCACUAGAUUUCUUGGCAUUUCCUCUCCAGUUUUGGGAUUGUUCGCCACAUAACACUCACUGACAGUCCCUAGGAUCUUCUGGAUGGGUGUUCGGCAUAUUUUAUAGUGUUUUUGACCAGUGAGGACACGAGUUUUCUUCCGCGAAAUUCAAGUUUUGUCACAACCAUGCCGCUUCUUCAUCGCAAACCUUUCGUACCCAGGAAACCACCUCCAGAUCUGAAGAUCGACGAGCAGAUUUUCUUCUGUAGACUGACAAAUGAAGUCUUCAGAGACUACGAUGACUUCUUCGAGCGUACGAUGCUAUGUAAUAGCCUCGUAUGGAGUUGUUCACUGACAGGGCGGUCGGGAUUGACGUACCAGGAGGCGGUGGACUCGGAAGAUCGGGCCCGAAAGGUCCUGGAGACGUUCCCCCAGCCUCUCCAGGUGCCCGUGCUGUACCUGGCCGCCCUGACUCGCCGUCCACGCUUGGCAGACGUCUGUGACGACGUCUACGCCUUCAUCAAGGACCGCAUGCUUGUUGGGGAGACAGUGGAGGUUCAAAGGGGUGCCUCAAGAGUGAGCUGUACAGUGCUUCGGGUGAUUCCUCCAGCCUCCCCACCUAAACCUCCUUCAGCUGCCAAUGGGGACUCUGAUGUCAUCGUCAUCAAUGGGGAUGAUUCAGAUGAAGCUGACAGCAGUCCCUUGAGUCCAGGUGGUCACAAGUUUGGUCCAAACCCAGAUCUGUUCCAGUACUGGGUACAGCCACUGGAGGGCACCAACAAGGAACCAUUCAUGGCAAAGGCAGACCACACCUGUCGUAGGAAAGGCCUGUACACACGGGACAAGAACAAGCUGUUCCUCAAGAUGCACUGUGUACCUGGUAACGGCUUCUGGGUGGUCAAGCCAGAGGAUGUGGCCAGAGCAAACCUGAGGACACUGAACUUCAGCCGCUACUGGCCCGGCCCCCUGCCCCAGUUCUCAGCCUCGCCUAUCAAGAACAAGGAACCAAAGAAACGCAGCUUCUCUAGUGAGGGGGAAAGUGCCUCCAGCUCUCAAGACUCACCCAAGAAGAAGAAGAAGCCUGAAGGAGCAAGUGCAGAGAAGAAGAAAAAGGAAAAGAAAAAGGAGAAGAAACAAAAAGAAGCCAAACCAUUGAUGGAGAAACCCCCCAAACUGAGCAAGGAAGAGCGGGAGCAGAUCCAGGCAGAGAUCAAGAAGAAACGUGAUGAACAGAAAGCUGCCAUGAAGGAGGAGCUCAGGAAGAAGAAGGAAGAAGAGAAAGAAAUAAAGAAGAAACAAAAGGAGGCAGAGAGGGUGGCAAGGAUGGAGGCCAUGAGAAAACAGAUGGAAGAAAUGAAGGAACAGAGGAGGAUACAGAAAGAACAAGAGCGUCAGGAGAAGCAGCGUCGGGCAGAUGUCCUGCGGGAAUGGCUGAAGCCUCGUGAUGACAUGGAGUGUGAUGACCUCAAGGAUCUCCCUGUGCCAACUCCUGUGAAGACAAAGCUGCCCACAGAGCUGUUUGGAGACUCUGCGAUGGUCCUGGAGUUCCUGUCUGUCUUUAAGGACUUGCUGGGAACAGAAGAGGAGUUCACAGAUGGGCUGUCUCUCGAAUGGUUGGAGGACAGUAUCUUGGAGACCCGUCCGGAUGGUGGGCUGGCGGACGUCCUGCGUUUCCUGCUGUCCUGCAUCUUCCAGUUCCAGGAUGCGGAGGAUGAGGAGGCUGCUGAUGAAGGGAAGAAGGAGCUGGAGGGAGCGCCGGCGGCCAGCACCACGGAGGGGGUGGAUGAGGACGAAGACCCCACCCUGUCUGCCCUGUCUGCUGCUGCCACCCUCGCAGCUGCCUGGCCAGUCCUGCAUCAAGGAACCUCCCUGCGAGAGCUGCCCCUGGAAGGCACGUCUCUGUCGGAGGUGCUGCGCCUGCACCUGCUGUCCUCCGGUUCCCGCCCAUCCUCCAACCGCGCCAAGUUCUGGUACCAGCAGCGUGGAGGGUACACGCCCACUGACGACCCUGGCAUCGAGUUCAGGAUGAAUGAACCAAAGAUUCUCAAAUCUCUGGCCAAUGGCAAUGUGUUUGACCUGGAGGCGGUGCAGAAGCUGAAGAUUCUGAGCACCCUCUGUAACCAGCUGCUGGUGUACGUGACUGCGCGAGACUUUAUUGACGACCGGUACGAGGAGAUGCGGGCAGCGCAGAAGGAGGUGAAGGCCAGUCAGCUGGCCGAGCGGCAGUGGGAGAGAGAAGUGGCUGCUGAGAGGUUCCGUCGUCGUCAAGAGGAGCGAAUGAAGCAGCGAGAAAAGAUGCUGAAAUUGCAGCAGGAGAGAGAGGAGAGACUCCGCAGGGAAGAGAACAUGCCUGUCAAUGGAGAAGACAAGAAUGACAGUGGUGCCAACAAAACAGCUGACCUGAACACCAGUGGUGACAGCAACAAGGAGAACCUAGGAAAGAAAGGAGAAGAUAAGAAGGUUGAUGAUGAUACGGGAGAGGUGAUGGAGGUGGACAAAUCCCUGUCUGCAGAGGAAGAGGAGGAAAGGAAGAGGAAACAAGAGGAGGAGGAAGAAAGGAAGGAAGAGGAGAGGGAGAAAAAGGAGGAGUUUGAGCAGAAGGAGAAGGAACUGUUAAAGAAGGUUGCCGAAGCUACUGCAAAAUACAGCAUCAUACCACUGGGAAGGGACCGCAGUUACCGCCGCUACUGGGUCUUCCACUCGCUGGGCGGGCUGUUUGUGGAGGACUGUGACGACUCAGUUCCACCUGAGCUGUUAGUUCCCAUACAGCAGAAGUCUAACACAAGCACCACCACUGCUGGGGGCCACCAACAUUCCACACCAAACCUUGCAACCGUCCUACCUCAGAGUGAUCAAAGACUUACGCAAGGACAAACUAACCCUACUGAGCAGGGCCAGAUCAAGGCUGACUCUCAGAAUGAUCAGCCCAUGGACACUGCUCCUGAUGUAGUGGAUCUCACAGCUGAUCCUGAUGUUCAACAGACCACUGCUCCUACCUCCGAGUCUGUGGAAGAUGUGGCUAUGGAGGAAGUGGAAAGUGAUGCAGCUGAUGUGGAAAAAGCAAGUGGUGUAGGGAAGAUACAUUGGGCUUUCUACAGCACCCCUGAGCAGCUGGAAGGUCUGCUGCAGGGUCUAAACACCAGGGGCUACAGGGAGGGGGCUCUACGGGAAAUCCUCUCACAGGAAAAGUCUCGUAUCCAAGAAGCCAUGCAGCAGUGUUCUGUGGAAAGCCUGACGUUUGUUGCAGAACCAGACCCAGUCGAUGUCAAAGUCAGCGUGCAGCCUCCCCGUGCUGCCAAGCAGAAGGCAGCGGCGGUGGCAGACAGUUCAGCGGCUCAGGCCCUGGAGCUGGCUCUGCGGGACCAGAUCCUCACCAUGGAGGACCAGAUAUGGCAGGGAACACUGGGAGCCAUUAAGGUGACUGACCGUCCUGCGUGGAGAGAUGCCAUCGAGCAGGGCUCCUAUGACUGUCAGUGUGAGCAGCUGACCUGGGGGAGUGGGGCCAGACCAUUCCACUUGGAAGCGGGGAACCUGUGUGUCAGCAUAGCUGAAAAUGACAAGCCUGAGGUUAACGGCAAAGUGGUGAACGAACCACCAAUACUGCUGCCAUACAGAAUUGCAGAGUUGAAGCGUUCAGAGACUCCGACCGGUAGCAGCCAGUCCACCACCCCUGACCAUCCUGUAACCACAGUGGUGCGUGAGCUGGCAGCAGCCGUCCUGCAGCUGGAGCAGUGUGUGGAGCGCAGGUUCCUCAAGGACCCUCUUGGCGAGGAUGAGACAACUAAGAAGGCUCUUGGAAAGAUUGACAAGAAGAAUCGCCGAAAAGAUGAUGACAAUGAGAGUGUUGGCACAAAUGACAGUGAAGACACAGACCCAGGCAAGGUGCAGAAGACAGUGUUGGAGCGGUGGGAGGAGUCUCUGAUGUCCUCCACCAGCCUCCCGCAGGUGUUCCUGCACCUGGCCACGCUGGACCGCUCCAUCAUGUGGGCCAAGUCCGUGCUGAACGCUCGCUGCCGGAUGUGCCGCAGGAAGGGAGACGCAGAGAAGAUGCUUCUGUGUGACGGUUGUGACCGGGGUCACCACAUGUACUGUCUUAAACCCCCACUUAAGAAAGUGCCUGAGGGUGACUGGUACUGUCACACGUGUAAACCUCAGAUGCAGAAGCGAGCGGUACCGCAAACACCACGCAGGCGCCGCACGAUGGACAGUGACAGCGAGUCAUCAGACAGAGCAGGAGGACAGUCUGACGAGGAGGAUGAGGAUGAAGAAAGUGAGAGUGAGGAAGAAGAGAGUGAUGAGGAAGAGGAGCAGGAGGACAGUGAUGAAGAGGAGUCUGAGGAGGAGGAGGAGUCAGAAGAAGAAGAGGAAGAGGAGGCUGUGGCUACAGAGAUGGAGCAUGCAGACAUCUGUUCCAUCUGUAGUGACGGUGGUGUGCUGGUGCUGUGUGACACCUGUCCCUGUGCUUUCCACCUGCUGUGUGCAGACCCUCCGCUCAACCGCACCCCACGGGGCAAGUGGCGCUGUCAGUACUGCACAGGCAGGGUACUCAGGGAGCCGGCGAGGACUCGCAGGGGCACCAAAGAUGAGAAGAAGGGAAAAAAGGCUCAAAAACCUGCUGCCAAAUCUCAAGGGAAGGGAGCCAGCAGUCAAGAAGGGUCACGCCCCUCCUCAAGAGCAGAGUCUUCAUCAUCAAGGUCUCGUGCUGAAGCCACCAAUAACAGCCGAUCUAACAGCCGAGCCAACAGCCAGGAAAGGACGACCUCCCGCAGCACCAGGAGGAACAUCCUGCCAGAUCCUGCACCAAGCAGCAAGCCAAGGAGCAACAGCUCCCAGCGCAGUGCAGCCACUCAGAAGCGUGGGACCGUGGACACAGAUGAAGACUCUCAAGACAGCGACAUGUCCAAUGCAAACAAGAGGACACGGCGACAGAAAGUCCUGCAGAGCUCUGGGGACUCUCAGGAAGAAGUGGUACUGGCCACAAGUAAACGUCCUCGAAAAGCUGUGAUAGAGAGCUCAGAAGAGUCUUCAGCAUCAGAUGUGAAGUCGGCCAAGACAAGGGCUAAGGAAAUCAAGAAACCUGAACGCACUUCAAUGAGUCAGAUCAAAGUCAUCAGUGCCACAAAGGACAAGGACAACAGGAGACGAUCACAAGAUGCCAGUUCCAGCAGCAGACGCCCGUCAUCCCCGCGUGUUCCUGACACGAGGAGGGAGUCUGGGUCGAGCCGACGCCUGUCCUCAGGUCUGCGCGGAGGAGAGGAGAUCGGCUGGACCACCAAGUGUGAGACCCUCCUGACAGAACUGGUCAAACAUCAGGACGCCUGGCCCUUCAUCAAACCGGUCAGCAGGAAGGAGGCACCAGACUACUACAAGCUGGUCAGGAAGCCCAUGGACCUCAGUACACUACGCACAAACUUCAACCAGAUGGUCUACAAGACUGCCGCUGAGCUCCUGGCUGAUGCACGGCUUGUCUUCUCCAACUGUGAGCAGUACAACCAACCACACGCCACUGAGGCACGAUGUGGCCGCCGCCUGGAGCUUUACUUUGAAACACGUGUGAAGGAACUUAAGUUAGAAACGCCUCAACAGAAGAAGCUAAUAUGAAGUUUGUACCUUUAAGUGGCUACAGGAAUGGAAGAAGUUGACUGUAUAAAGUGGAAUGGUUACAUAAUCACAGAUACCUCAGAGGCUGUGGCCUAUAUCUUAUGCAUUUAUGAAUGCUGUCAAAAAGCUCACAGAUGAUUAUUUGUUUUUGAGUGAUAUCAAUUUAUUUCCUUGCUCUACAGACCCUUUGGAAUGAAGUUAGAUGGCUUGUAGGAAAUGUACUCUGAAACUGUGUGUUGGAAAUUUUUCAUAUCCUUUCCUUUUUGCAAGUAGAGGGCUGUGAACAGAGUAAAAAGAUUGGUAUGACUAAAACUGAAUGUGCUAAGUGUGGAUUAUCUCGAGAGACAGAAACAUGAAAGUUGAUAUAACCCUUUUAGUGGGUUGGCCUAAGAAACUAUACAGAGAUAUGACUAAAUGUUUAUAUUAUUGAUCAGUAGAUUUUGAUGCUGUGGAGUCCAAGUCAAGUGAGAAUGAAGCUCAGAAGAUGCAGGAAUACAAAAUUAACUGGGUCACUUUGCUAUACAUGCACAUGUAUAACAUGCCUGUGUUUUCGUACAUCAUGAUAAGCCAGUUGAUGAGAUGAUGUUGGUGUGGGCCUAUCCUCACUUUUCUCUACUUACAAUCACAACACUGGUGCAGCUAUCAGUCAAUUUUUCAACCAAAGUGUACAGAUCAACAUAUGUGUUUGUGGAAAGACAUCCAAGUCCUCUGAGCUGUGGAAGCAACUUUGCAUUUGAAGAAGUUCCUACCUAGCACCCAAUACAUGUGUACCAUUGUUUCCCCUACCAAUGACUGUCCAACUCCAGGGUACCCACCAUUAGUGAAAUGGUGGCUACCUUCUUUAGGAGUGAUAAUCUUGUUUGAAAUGAGACAAGUUUGGAACAUGUAAGAUUUUUUACCAGUUAUCACCCUUCCUAUAAACAUCCACAACACUGCACCACCAUACUGUCUUUUGAUACUACUGUGUAGUUGUCACUGUCUUUGCUGUGUUACAUGAUCAAGAUGAUUGUAUUUGUAAAGCUGCCAGUGAAUAAAAGUGCAUCAAUUUU
Messenger RNA from Branchiostoma belcheri (Belcher's lancelet), 7165 nucleotides. Its product is annotated as bromodomain adjacent to zinc finger domain protein 1A-like. The record is from RefSeq and is a predicted model, not a curated record. Gene Ontology annotation, molecular function: protein binding. NCBI's taxonomy places the organism in Eukaryota, Metazoa, Chordata, Leptocardii, Amphioxiformes, Branchiostomatidae. Gene Ontology annotation, biological process: chromatin remodeling.